Messenger RNA from Hippocampus zosterae (dwarf seahorse), 952 nucleotides. Its product is annotated as retinol-binding protein 1-like. The record is from RefSeq and is a predicted model, not a curated record. The transcript has 4 exons. Lineage: Eukaryota; Metazoa; Chordata; Actinopteri; Syngnathiformes; Syngnathidae. Gene Ontology annotation, molecular function: fatty acid binding. The coding region runs from base 147 to 551 and encodes 134 amino acids. Gene Ontology annotation, cellular component: nucleus; cytosol. Gene Ontology annotation, biological process: fatty acid transport.
AAAACCUGGCACGUAAUCGGAUUAGGGGUUGAGUUUGCUUCAAAUGGGAGAUUCUGACGGUGGGAUUUGCUCUCGAGCACAAGUGGCCUCCCGCGACUACCUCCUCGACCACCCAGAGUAAGGGAACCCCUGGAGAAGCUGCCAAAAUGCCAGUGGAUCUGAACGGAUACUGGAAAAUGAUUUCCAAUGACAACUUUGAGGAGUACCUUAAGGCUCUUGAUGUUAAUGUUGCCAUCCGGAAAAUUGCCACUUUGCUGAAGCCAGACAAGGACAUCGUCCAUGAGGGGGAUCACAUCAUCAUCAAAACCCUCAGUACCUUCAAAAACUACAACAUGGAUUUCUAUGUGGGCAAAGAGUUUGAGGAGGAUCUGUCUGGGGUGGAUGACAGGAAGUGUAUGACCACCAUCACCUGGGAAGGAGAUAAACUGGUGUGUGUACAGAAAGGGGAGAUUGAAGGAAGAGGUUGGACCCACUGGGUGGACGGAGACGAGCUUCAUCUGGAGCUGAGAGCUGGAGGAGUUGUCUCCAAGCAGGUCUUCAAGAAGUCCUAAAGGGGCUCAGAGGCCCAAUGAGAUGAUACCCCCCCACCAGCUGACAUAGCAUCCAACAUCCCAUUUAGUCCAUUCUCAUGCUCUCAUCCACAAUAACAUUUUCCGCCAGGAUAGUAAGUCGCCAAUAUAUCAUCCACGAUUACCUUGCUCUGUCAAAGACCGCUGGGAAAAGCAACCUAGCAUGCAUCCCCAACCGCUCUGUAUGCAUAAAAGCAUAGAUGAUGUUUAGAGUAGCUGAUCAGACGGGUGGACCGCACUGAUGGAUAUGGAUGCAACCAAGUUGAGUGUAGUUGAGGGAUGCAAGUGUGUUUAGUAAGAAUAUCAUGUAUAUAAAUUAUAUUCCUCACAAUUCUUUGGUGUCACUGAUAGGAAAAUAAAUAAAUCAUGAAAAUGUAAUCCAA